Molecule: messenger RNA, 525 nt
Organism: Protopolystoma xenopodis
Lineage: Eukaryota; Metazoa; Platyhelminthes; Monogenea; Polystomatidea; Polystomatidae
Source: the annotation of a GenBank genome assembly
CACUGUGUUGGGCGGCACCUGAUCCCCGAUAAAAAGGUUUCACUUACCCUAACACGAGUGCCGAAUCAUACUACGCCUAUUGUUUCAUCUCCGUUUGUUACACGUGAACUAACAGGGGAGGCCACCCUCGUUGACCAUGGCUCAUCUGGCUCUUCAGAAAGACCUACAGAAUUCGGCCAGACACUGGACUCAUGUGGCCCCGAAGUACUUUUAGACAUGGUCAAUGACACACUCAAGGAUCCCAAAACAUGUGGCACUAGUAAGGCCCCACCAGGACAGGUGGAGAGGGGCUUUUUUGCCUGCAAACCCAGUCGUUUUGCGCCUCGGCCUCCCGUUGACCAAUUGUCUUAUAAAAUAACAGCAGCCGAUGGUCGACUAAGUCUGGAAGAAUGUGGACAGACUGUUGAACCAGAUGCAAUGCCUUCCAGAGUGAGCCAAGUGAAUCGACAGGAGGUUGUAGAACGGACGGAAUUAGUAGGAGAGUUGGAGGAGGCACACUUCAUCGGCGACUUCCGACAUUCAUAA